Messenger RNA from Xyrauchen texanus (razorback sucker), 2596 nucleotides. RefSeq names its product homeobox protein Hox-C8a-like. The transcript has 2 exons. The record is from RefSeq and is a predicted model, not a curated record. NCBI's taxonomy places the organism in Eukaryota, Metazoa, Chordata, Actinopteri, Cypriniformes, Catostomidae. Gene Ontology annotation, biological process: regulation of transcription by RNA polymerase II. Gene Ontology annotation, cellular component: nucleus. Gene Ontology annotation, molecular function: RNA polymerase II transcription regulatory region sequence-specific DNA binding; DNA-binding transcription factor activity, RNA polymerase II-specific. The coding region runs from base 303 to 1061 and encodes 252 amino acids.
AUGUAAGAGCUUGUGACUGAGCAGUCGGAGCUAGCCAGCUUUAACAUUAACACACAUUCACUGUUCACGCCAUGAUUUGAGGCUGCAAAAGGAAAAGGCUGGCGAUAGAAAGAGAGAGAGACUAAGCGAGGGGAGCUGAAGUGGGAGCUGCCUCAGAUUGUCCGAAGGGGCAGCAUUUCUCCAUCAAGUUCCGGUUGCUCUGUCUGCGUUGCAUGCCAUUUGGAACGGCAACAAUAGGUUGCCACCAUUUAGAGCUUGGACUAUUUUUCAAAUAGACUGACUCUUAUUAAUGCUAGAUAAACAUGAGCUCCUAUUUUGUUAAUCCUCUUUUUUCCAAAUACAAAAGCGGCGAAACAUUAGAGCCAACUUACUACGACUGCAGGUUUCCACAGAGCGUUGCCCGGAGCCACACGCUUGUGUAUGGACAUGGAGCAGCUGCACCGGGGUUUCAACACCCGUCGCAUCACGUACAGGACUUUUUCCAUCAUGGAACCACAGGUAUCUCCAACCCUGGUUAUCAACAGAACCCCUGUGCAUUGGCCUGUCAUGGAGACGCAACGAAAUUUUAUGGAUAUGAAGCCCUUCCGAGGCAACCGCUUUAUGGUACCCAGCAAGAGGCGAGCUUAGCGCAAUACCCAGACUGUAAAUCGUCCAAUAGCACUAACCCUGGAGAAGGACAAGGCCACUUAAGUCAGAACUCCUCUCCAAACCUCCUGUUCCCAUGGAUGCGGCCUCACGCUCCAGGGAGACGCAAUGGAAGACAGACAUACAGCCGUUACCAGACUCUUGAGCUGGAGAAAGAGUUCCUCUUCAACCCAUACCUCACCCGCAAGCGCCGUAUUGAGGUGUCCCACGCACUGAGCUUAACUGAACGGCAGGUGAAGAUCUGGUUUCAAAAUCGCCGAAUGAAGUGGAAAAAAGAGAAUAACAAAGACAAAUUUCCGGGGCAGAGAGGAGAGGCUGAGGCAGAGGCAGAAGCCGAAGAAGAAGGCAACGAAGACGGUGAGGUGGAGGAAGGAGAAGAAAAGGAAACGGAAGAGAAAGAGGAAAGCAAAGAGUGAUUUUAUGGUCUUUUUUAUGGUUAUAUGGCAGAUAUUGAAGAGGUCUCGCGAACGGGCAAUGAAACAGAAGACAAAAAGUGAGAAAAUCCCCCUCCAUACAAAAGUACCUUAAACCCUGCCCAAAAGGGAAAAGCGCUUUUUUUGAACUAACAUACGAGGACUUUCACCAUUAGCGAAAAGUGGACGUGUGUUUGACAAACUACUCAAAGUGGCCGUCUACCAGAAACACAAUUGACCCAUCAUAUUAUUUAUGGAAAUGUAAGCAGCAUGAUACACAUACAACGACGUUUAACAUUUAUUUCAUACUUGAUAUGUCUGGGGGAAUAAAAAGUGACUUUAAAACGAAAUACUGAAAUAAUUGUAUCCGCUUGUCACUAAAGAAAAACUAUUGGUCUUAUAUAUAAAAUUAAAGCCACAACAUGCUGACAUGAAGAAUAGAUUGUGUAUUCGGUGUAAUAUUAUUUCAGCAAUCCGAAUAUGGCAAUAUUGCAUUAGUGCCACUGCUGAGAAAGGAGAUGGCAAAUGUAGAAAAUGCAUUUUGUAUUACACAUACUUUAUCGAUUACUAAACUGUUCUUUAUUGUUCUAUGUGAGUAGGCGAGGUUACCAUUUGUAUAUAUUUUUUUCAUGAUUAUUUUAUUGGACUCACCAGAGAUUGCAAUCGUUUGAAAAUCUCGAGAGAAGCUACCUAAUCGUGGGAAAUUUGCAAUAUACAUUUCUACCUAGAGAUUUCAUAAACUCUUUUUUAGUGUAUUAAACCUAAGUUAUGUAAUUUACCCUUUAAACACUUACUAUUGUCGAGCUUUUUGAGGUCUUAGGAAGACAAAAUUUGCUCAGAGCCAAUUUAGCAAUUCUAAGAGAUUGUAUUACGGCACUACCUAAAACAAAGCUAUGCUAGCAAGAAAUAAUUGCCAAUUUAUUCUACAUGCAACGGCGCUGCUUUGUUAAAAAUAUUUAGACAUUGCCCCAACAACUUAAACUGCCUAUAGAAAAUACACAUUUUUGUGUAGAUGAUCAAACACACUACAUACUACCCUACCUUCUAAGGAAAGAAAGUCAUUUUAUCGUGCUAGUGUUAAAGCGUAGAUUUUGAAUUGCACUGAGUAUAACCUUGUACGUCUUGUAAUAUCUUGCUGUUCUCAAUAUGCUCGUUUUACUGGUGUUUCUCGUGUGAAUAUAGAAAUGCGUGUGUCCAAGCCAUUGUUGUUGAAAUCAAUGGAAGAAUAAACAAGCUGGCUCAUUCACCCACGUCUCUUUUUAUGCCUGAAUCCACUUGUUGACAAGACAUUGAAAUCCCAGAAACCGCUUCUUUCUCCAACAACCACAAUGAUGAAGUUCAGAUGGAAUACAUACGUAAAAGGAAAAUGUAUUUUUGUUUGUUUGUUUGUUUGUUUAACAAAAAAAAUACUUGUCAAAUAAUACGAAAGUAGGUCUCUCAUAAUAUUGUUGUAGACAAUAUUCCAAAUCUGUGUAAUGUUUGAAAUGGCAAAAUAAAAUCAAAAGUACAACACCAUUAUUGUCUGCUUUAUAACUGAA